AUGACUGCGCUACCAAGCGAAGCCGUCGAGAUCGAAGGAGUUGUGUUGCUGGACAAAGCGGUUCAGAAGCCAGCACUGUCGCAAUCAUCCAGAUAUUCCUAUGAGAAGUGGUUCAUGCUUGGGAUUUUAUCAGUCCUUAGCGCUGUAAACCAGACCAUUUGCUACUCGUACGCACCAAUUGCAACUAUUGUGGAGGAGAGGUGGGUACAUCUACUCCCUGCAGAAACUCUCAUCACGAUCUUCUUUGUCUCUUACCUCCCGUGCUCAUUCAUCGGAUCGUGGAUCAUGGAUCAAAAAUCUUUGGCGUAUGGAGUUCUACUUGGUGGCUUGUUACAGGCAGUUGGAGCAAGCCUACGCUAUCUGGCAUGUUUUCUCACUCCAGUCGGCGAGCUUUACGUGACUUUAAUUGGACAACUUAUCGCGUCAUUAGCAAUGCCGUUCAUGGUAAACUCGCCGCCUCUAUUCUCUGCAAACUGGUUUCCUCCAUCCAAGCGAGCAGCUUCCACAAGUGUAGCUUUGAACGCGAACGCUUUGGGUACAGCUCUGGUGUAUAUGACAGCACCGUUUCUUGUGCAUUCUGGUGAUGAUAUUCCAGACUGGAAUUUGUACGUCGCGUUACUUUCAAUUGGGUCCUGCGUGGUUGCUAUGCUCUUCUUUCGUUCUAAACCUACAACCAGUGUCAAUGAAUUCUCAACCUCAAAAUUAGACUACAAAUAUGACUGGAGACAAUGGUGGACGGCAUUCAGCCACACUGGAUUCUGGCACACGAUCAUGGCAUUCUCGUUAGCAGAAUGCAUCGUAAACGCCUUAAGUGCGCUCUUAGACGAGUUUCUCAGUGUCACUACGUUUAGUAAAACCCAGAUUGGGUUUAUUGGCGCAGCCUUCAUCGUCAGUUCACUUGUCGGGGGUCAAUUGGUCAGUCAGAAGGUCGACAAGAUGAGAAAUCAUAAGACUGUAUCGCUGGUUUGUCUACUGCUAACCGCUGUAUCGAUAGGGUUAUUUCAACUAGUACCGAAGGUGAAAGUGCAGGCGACACUGAUGAGUCUGCUCGUGCUUGGAGCCGUGCUGGGGCCCAUUCAACCCAUCGUUCUAGAGCUUGGAGUUGAAUGUUCGUACCCGACAAGUGAAGCGACAGUGGCAGCGUUGCAGCAGCUAUGUGGGAAUUUGCUGUCAGCUAUUGCAGUCCCUGGGCUGAGUGCACUGCAGCAUAUGCACACAGAAGAUCAUGCAAUCAUGAGGGAUUUUUUCACCAGUCCUGAGGGUGUCAUGGUCAUCCUGACGAUUGCAACGUUUGUAGUGUUCUGCUUAUUCAAAGGCAAGUAUAAGCGCUCAGCCCACGAGACCAAGAUCGUUUUACCAUGCAUUAACGACGACCAGGUGUUUGAUGGGACACAUCCCAGUAGUGCUGCAACUUUCUGCUGAAUUCUCAAGCAGAUUUCGACUCCUUGGGACGAGAUGGAAGACUUAUUUUAUGCGGCCCAAACAAUCAUACACUUCAAUUACAUUCAAAAGAAAUCGAUUACGGGUGAGGAAAACUUGAAAUACUUCGAUAUUUUCCGUCGGUGCAAGCUUAUCCGUUGGUUAUCAACACGGGUAAGCGUUGGUGGAAGUGAGAAAGAAAUGGAGUUUAGGAAUAGAUUCUGUCUGAAAAACGC
Messenger RNA from Phytophthora nicotianae INRA-310, 1655 nucleotides. RefSeq lists its product as hypothetical. Gene Ontology annotation, biological process: transmembrane transport. The transcript has 4 exons. The record is from RefSeq and is a predicted model, not a curated record. The coding region runs from base 1 to 1422 and encodes 473 amino acids. Gene Ontology annotation, cellular component: membrane. Gene Ontology annotation, molecular function: transmembrane transporter activity. NCBI's taxonomy places the organism in Eukaryota, Oomycota, Peronosporomycetes, Peronosporales, Peronosporaceae.